GCCUGAAUUAAUGCCUCACCACGAUUAGAAGCUCUUUCAAGAAAAAGUUCAGUCGCAUCAACCUCGAAAGUAUUUUUGAUCUUCAUCUUGAAGGCUCACAAUCAACCACCACCAAUUCCUUCCGAUCCGACAUUCUUUCUCUAGCAUACAUUGAUACCCUUCUAUUCUCUCAGUGUUAUCUUUUUAUAGAAAACAAUGUCGUCUUUUGCGCUAGAGAAGGAAUCGCCUUUGGGCUUCCUUUACAAUAAUGCUGUCGCUGAGGCUUUGUCAAAUUCAUACAACACUUUCCAAGAGAAGAGGGAAGCGCUGGGUCUUUCAAACCCCGGAACAGUUGAGAAUAUUGCUAGAGAGGUUCAACGCGAUGUUUUUCUCAACAAUUAUACAUUCUCUGGUCUGAGGGCGGAUCUCACUAAGCCUUUCAGCAUGGCUCCAUUAUUCCAAGUCUCUCAUGCAUUCUCUAUGGGAUCUCAAGGUUUACCACCAUAUACAUUUGGUGCUUUAUUCGGCACAAACAAGGUCAGUAAUUGUUUGUGAAAAUGUUCUCACCAUUUUAUACGAGGCUCCCACUGUCAAUUUUUAGAAAACAAGCUGACAUUGCAAUUGGCAGAUCUUUAUGCAAGGAAAUAUGGACAAUGAAGGUCAACUCACCACUCGAUUCAAUUACAGAUGGACUCCAGCUUUUGUUACCAAGACUCAACUUCAAGUCGCCCCUGGUCAAGCUAUGAUGCAGUUAGACAACGAAUAUACUGGAAAAGAUUUUACAGCUUCAAUCAAAUCUCUCAACCCUUCAAUACUUGACGGAGGAUUCACAGGUAUCUUUAUUGGUCAAUACUUACAAGCUGUUACUCCAAAUCUCGCUUUGGGUUUGGAGGCUGUCUGGCAACGAGCGGCAAUGAACCAAGGUCCCGAAACUGCAGUCUCAUACUGUGCCAAAUACAAGGGUAGUGAUUGGAUCGCCAGUGCUCAAUUACAAGCGCAAGGAGCCGUAAACACAUCCUUCUGGAGAAGAUUGACAGAUAAGGUCGAAGCUGGCGUGGAUCUUAACUUACAGUUCGCCGGGUUGUCUGGAGCUGGUAUGAUGGGAGGACCUAUUAGAAAAGAGGGUGUCACAACUGUUGGUGCCAAGUAUGACUUCCGAAUGUCUACUUUCAGAGCUCAAGUUGAUUCAACCGGAAAGUUGAGCUGCUUAUUAGAGAAGAGAGUUGCACCACCUGUUCAACUUACCUUUGCCGCUGAGAUGGAUCAUUUCAAGGUAUGUAAUUUUCACCUCAGAUCUGAAUGUUCACUGAUAAUUGCUAUAGCAAGCAGCAAAGAUUGGAGUAGCAGUUUCCAUCGAAUCUGGCGACGAAGCCGUCGAAGAACAAGCAAUGGCAGCUGGAGGUGCUCCACCUCAAAUCCCAUUUUAAACAUAUACGACUCGAUACAAUGCUUCUCAAAGCGCAUCCUCCACUCCGAAAACUAAUGGAAUUUAAUGCCAACUUAAAACCUUUCACGAGCGAACAUGUACACCGACUAGCCACCUACUUCAUUUACAUAACAGACUCAUUUCUGCUAUGCCAAACCUACACGAAAAGCCUCUUCAUUUUCUUUCGAGAUGUCUACAACGAUGAACCUCGUUUCUUUACCAAUAGCGAAAAGAGGUACAGCUCUGCAUACAUUUCCAAACCAAACGAUGAUCCAAUAUUUUUUUUCUUUCUUCUAUCAUAUCCUAGAAUUUCUUUAUACCUCAUGUUCUCGGGGACUCUGCGUUGUUGGAGCAGCAUAUCUGAAAUUUGGUCGGAAUGGAAAGCAUUGUGAGUGCUUUUGUUUAAGAUAGCGGAUAGGAUCGAUACAAAAUCUGGGCAUGGAUGAUGCAUGAGAUAUCAUGAGGAAGAUGUUAUAUGAGGAUAGGUGCUUCUGUAUUAUAGUGAUGCGAUUUUGUAGCGACGACGAUGGGGAUGGAGGCAUGACAAUAUUGUCAAUGUAGAUAUGUAGCUGUGUAUAAAAAGACAGGAUACGAAUGAAUGUCUCAUAAAGUCCGAAGAUG
This is a messenger RNA of Sclerotinia trifoliorum, 2026 nucleotides long. NCBI's taxonomy places the organism in Eukaryota, Fungi, Ascomycota, Leotiomycetes, Helotiales, Sclerotiniaceae. The record is from the annotation of a GenBank genome assembly.